This is a messenger RNA of Aquila chrysaetos chrysaetos, 3058 nucleotides long. It is a transcript of the gene TMEM43, whose product is annotated as transmembrane protein 43. The coding region runs from base 140 to 1342 and encodes 400 amino acids. Gene Ontology annotation, cellular component: nuclear inner membrane. The record is from RefSeq and is a predicted model, not a curated record. Gene Ontology annotation, biological process: nuclear membrane organization. The transcript has 12 exons. Lineage: Eukaryota; Metazoa; Chordata; Aves; Accipitriformes; Accipitridae.
AGCGCCUCAGGCGGGGAGCGGCUCGGAGGCGGGAGGGCCGGGUGAGCCCGGAGGAGGAGGGCGCGGCUGCGGGCGGCUGUCGGUGCGCGGCUCUUGCGGCCUCUCCGGGGUGGUACCUGGCGAGGGCGAGAGGCUCAAGAUGUCGAGGAACUUCUCUGACACUGGCAGCAGAAAAGAACAUGUUAAAAUCACAAGUGAGUCCAAACCAGGGUUCCUGGAGAGGCUCAGUGAGACUUCUGGAGGCAUGUUGAUGGGACUCGUGACAUUUCUUCUGUCUUUCUACCUUCUUUUUACCAAUGAAGGACGAGCUUUAAGGACAGCUAAAUCUCUUGAUGAGGGACUUUCUCUUGUGAUCCCUCUUGAUAGCAUCCACAGUGUGUCUCAGCAGAAUGAAGGGAGAUUGGUGCACUUAGCUGGCGCUCUGACUACAUCUAAGCCUUUGUUUGAUCCCAGCUAUGGGCUCUCCAUCCAGGCUGUCAAACUUAAGCGUAAUGUGGAAAUGUACCAAUGGGUUGAAUAUGAAGAGUCAACUGAAUAUGAAGAGAAUGGUGAGAUUAAGAAAGAGACAAAGUAUUCAUACAAUACUGAGUGGAAAUCGGAAGUUGUGAACAGCAGAAACUUUGAUCGAGAAAUUGGACACAAAAACCCUAGUGCCAUGGCUGUGGAGUCUUUCACUGCUGUUUCUCCUAACGUCCAGGUUGGCAGCUUUGUUCUUUCCAAGGGUCUUGUGGAUAAAAUUGAUGACUUCAAGCAGUUGAGCUUGUCAAACCUUGAGGAUCCACAUGCUGAUGUUACCCGAGGAGGAGAUUACUUUUACCACAGCGAGAACCCCAGGCGUCCAGAAGUAGGAGACCUUCGUGUCUCAUUCUUCUAUGCAGGUCUGAGUGGAGAUGACCCCUAUUUGGGCUCUGCUGAUAAGGUGACUGUGAUUGCUCGCCAGCGAGGCGAUCAACUGGUUCCAUAUCAUACCAAGUCUGGAGAUGUCCUGCAGAUUCUGUACCCUGGGGAACUCUCUGUGGAGGAAGUGUUUCAGAAAGAGCAUGAGAGUAACACCAUGAAGACCUGGGCCCUCCGUGCAGCAGGUUGGCUGACAAUGUUUGUAGGCAUCAGCCUAAUGACCCGAAUCUUUUACACUUUGGUGGACUGGUUUCCUGUUGUGAGAGAUCUGGUUAACAUUGGAUUAAAAGCAUUUGCCUUCUGCGUAGCCAGUUCACUGUCACUCCUGACCAUCUCCGUUGGCUGGCUCUUCUACCGCCCGCUCUGGGCUUUGCUGAUCGGGUUGCUCUCUGUAGUUCCCAUCGUGGUUGCGAAAUCUCGUGUUCCACCAAAGAAGCAGCAGUGAGAAGGAGGUGGUUGGGGUUUGCACUGAAUGCUGGUUAGAAACUUCUCAAGUGCAUUUCUGUCCCGGUUACUGCAGAAUGCUUACAGCAUAUCACAGUUCAGCAGGGUGCACCAAGAGUUGGGGAGGGGGCUUGAAUGUGGUAGUUGAUACAUGUUAUCCAUGAAAAAUAUGACUAUAGCAUGCUGUUUGUAGGAAGUCAAUGACAUCGACUUUGGGGAAAAAGCAUUUUGGAGUGUCUGUACUGAUGAUAAGUUAGUGAACAAGCAGAUUUGUACCUCUGACCACUUACUAAUUCCCCCUGAUGUGAGAACUGGCAAGUGCUCGCUGGCAGGUGGGGCAUCUUGUGUAUUAUAGAGAAAGUGCCGGCUUCAUCACAUGGACUGUGAUUAGAUAUCCUUAGGAAAUACGUGUAUGUACCUGCCUCUGACAAACCCUCCCUCUGCUGCCUUUUCUUAUAUACACAGUCACGCACCCUUCUUUGGCUGAUGCAUUUGGAAGUGUAUGUGUUCAAAGGAAAAACUCAACUUAGUCAAAUUUCACACAAUACUUAGGUAAAGUGUAUGCUUUUGGACUGAGUUUCAAAGUAACUUGAAAUAAGAGUGGCCAGGUUAGCAGUGCUCUGAGGUAGGGCAGAUUUGUAAGAAAGCAUUGAUUUCCCCCAACUUUUAAAAAAUCUCUGAACUUGUUCUUGGUUAAGCAUCCAAAAUGGUAGCGUGGACUAUACCAUUGCAUUAACUAUUUCAAAAAUUUAACUUCAAAUUGCACUUACUUAAGGGGAUACUCAGAGGUCACUAACCUUUAAAAAUAAAACCUGCUGCCUUGAAACAAAACUAAUUUUUAUAAUUGAAUGUAUAUUCUUUAUUUGGGUUUUUUUUGCUGUGUAUACUGUUUCUUUCUUGAAUUUCACUUAGUAAGGACAAUGAACGUACUCUGUGAAAUUAAAUAAUGAAAACAUUUUUGCCUGAUUAUAGUUCAUAGACUUUAGUAGCCUAAAUUUUCAGCUUUAUAUUGUUAGAGGAAUGCCUUCUUUUAGUGUUGUGAUGGCUCACGUUUACGUAUUUCUGCUGUAAGCAGUACUUGAGAUUAGAGACUAUCUCGUACUGUUUUUAAGUCUCUCUCCAUCUAGCUAAAGUCUGGCUUCCAGAUGUGCCCUCCCUACACAGUGUGGGUUUUUUUCUGUAAGUAUACACAAUUCAGUACAAAAAUAAUGUCUUCAUUUAUGAAAUCCAGCUAUGACCAUCAGGGGUGUUCCCCGUACCAAAGGAACUUAACUUGAACAUAGAUAGAAGCAAAUGUUUGCUACAAGUGGUACUGAAAGAGAGAUCUGAGUUAAAUUUUUUGAGAAGUAGUAAUUACUUUAUUAGCCUUAAUUCUUUUCAUUCUUCUGGUAUUUGAAUGCUGUCAAUUCAGUCUCAUGGCUUGGUUUUGCUGGUAAAAGAAGUAGUAGUGAGUGAAAGAUUAUAGGAAGAGCAAGUGGUCUCAUGCGUGCAGCUGACAUGCGUUAGCAAUACUGCGCAGUCUUCCUGCUGCUCAGUAACACCAACUUUUGCUCCAUGAAUAAAGAAUUGCACUCCACUGGGGAGAAAAACAGGUGUUGGACUGCUGUUUUACCAAUGAUGCAGGAAACUAACCAGCAUUACGGUAUUAGAGAUGAAGAUACAAUUUUCUACAGAAGUGCUGAGCUUUUGUAUAUUUAAUAAAACACAAUUUUCAAAA